This is a messenger RNA of Globicephala melas (long-finned pilot whale), 4647 nucleotides long. It is a transcript of the gene RASGEF1A, whose product is annotated as RasGEF domain family member 1A. The record is from RefSeq and is a predicted model, not a curated record. Gene Ontology annotation, molecular function: guanyl-nucleotide exchange factor activity. Gene Ontology annotation, cellular component: plasma membrane. Gene Ontology annotation, biological process: Ras protein signal transduction; positive regulation of GTPase activity. Lineage: Eukaryota; Metazoa; Chordata; Mammalia; Artiodactyla; Delphinidae.
CUGAAGUCCUGGUGGAAACUUGCUCACCUGAGAGCUGAGUGCAGAGAGCUGGUCUGAGGAGGCUCCUGGAGCUGCGUCCAGCCCAGGCAAGUGCUAUAGAAGUUCUUAUGCAUAGGAAGAUAUGCCUAAUGUAUAUGAAGGAGGACUGGGAAAUACACACACCAGGAGAAAGAGAAGGACAAAGAGAGAAUGGCAGCUUGGUUUUAGAAGCUGUAAAGCUGGACCUACCACAGCAGAAGUAGCAACCCAGCCUGUCCUGGGGAAAACUCUGAAAUAAAGCUAAUCUGUACCAGUGAAUCCCAGAAAGGACUAAGAAUUAGAGUGCCCAGGACCUCCUGAAGAGGAUGUUCGGAUGGGGCUGGAGGACUGCCUGGACGUCCAUGGGAACAGCAGGGGUUUUUUCUAUUUUUUUUAACCUUCACGUUUAGACCUGUUCUCCAUCUGGAAUCUAUUUUGCAUCGUGUCAGGAGUCAAGGUACAUUUUUUUCCCAUAUGGAAAUCCAGUUGGCUCACUAUUGUUCAUUGAAAGAGCACAGACACGCCGCUGUGUACUGAUGGAGUUCAUCAGUCAGUGUGAGGGCGCGUUGCCGGAAGAUGUGACUCUGUUCCCCCUCACCCUGAGGACAAGGCAGGGCCACCGCACGAUACAACAACAUGCCGAUCUCCAUGGAUUCCUGAAACACAGAGGACAAAGUAUGGACCAUUGUGUCUCACGAUUUGCAGACACAGACGGCGCUGGUGCGCUACAACCCAGAAAGAUACUCAGCUCAUUUUCAGCACCUCCAUGUGGGCAGGAUGUCACCUGUUUCUGCAAGAUGUCGAGGUUGUGGAACCCCCCAGCCGCACUGUGAGGCAUGCGGGAUCUUAGUUCCCCAACCAGGGAUCGAACCUGUGCCCCCUGCAAUGGAAGCGCAGGGUCCCAACCACUGGACCACCAGAGAAGUCCCCUAUCUCUGUUUAUUCUCUAUCUUUUCCUGUCCCUUUCCCUCUCUUUCUCAAGGAAUCACCUCUUCCUCCAUCUGUCUGUCUCCCUUUCUGUUCUCUCUGCCUCAGUUUUGGUUUUCUGUGUUUUGUUUUGUUUUUACCAGCCAUCAGCUGUGCUGCAUGCAGAGCAGGGGCGGUCAAUUCAACGCCAGUCACAAUGGCCCCUGAGCAUAGGAGGCAAGGCUGAAGCUGCCCCACUGCUCUGACUGAGGAGGGCUGGUUGCGGUGUGAAAAUCAGGACCAGGGACCCGCUGCAGUGAGUCCAUGGACCGCAGACCCUGCUGCCCUGGGAUGAGGCCCAGGGCGUCUCCCAGAAUACCUCAUCUCUCAGCCCUCAUCUGCUGGGCAAGGGUUCGUGGGCCACCCCUACAGGGACAGCUGUGGGUCCAGUCCUGAGGUCACCAGAGGAGGCCCCACUGGUCCAACCUGGAAGAAUGGCUGGGGUCUGGCUGUGAGCAACUCAAGCCCAGGAAACUAUGCCCCAGACGUCCGUGGUCUUCUCCAGCAUCCUCGGGCCCAGCUGUAGUGGACAGGUGCAGCCCGGCAUGGGGGAGCGAGGAGGUGGGGUCGGCAGCUCCGGGGACCUCGUCUUCCAAGACGGACGUCUCAUCUCCGGGUCCCUGGAGGCCCUGAUGGAGCACUUGGUCCCCACAGUGGACUAUUACCCCGAUAGGACAUACAUCUUCACGUUUCUCUUGAGCUCCCGGGUCUUCAUCCCCCCUCAUGACCUGCUGGCCCGCGUGGGGCAGAUCUGCCUGGAGCAGAGGCAGCAGCUGGAGGCCGGAUCUGAUAAGGCCAGGCUGAAGUCCUUCUCAGCCAAGAUCGUGCAGCUACUGAAGGAGUGGACAGAGGCCUUCCCCUACGACUUCCAGGACGAGAAGGCCAUGGCCGAACUGAAAGCCAUCACCCACCGGGUCACACAGUGUGACGAGGAGAAUGGCACGGUGAAGAAGGCCAUCGCCCAAAUGACGCAGAGCCUGCUGCUGUCCCUGGCUGCCCGGAGCCAGCUUCAGGAGCUGCGUGAGAAGCUCCGCUCACCGGCCAUGGACAAAGGGCCCAUCCUCAAGGCCAAGCCGCCAGCCGCGCAGAAGGACAUCCUGGGCGUGUGCUGUGACCCCCUGGUGUUGGCCCAGCAGCUGACUCACAUCGAGCUGGAGAGGGUCAGCAGCAUCCACCCUGAGGACCUGAUGCAGAUCGUCAGCCACAUGGACUCUCGGGACAAGCAUAGGUGCCGAGGAGACCUGAUUAAGACCUACAGCCUGGAGGCCUACGACAACUGGUUCAACUGCCUCAGCAUGCUGGUGGCCACCGAGGUGUGCCGGGUGGUGAAGAAGAAGCAUCGGACUCGCAUGCUGGAGUUCUUCAUCGAUGUGGCCCGAGAGUGCUUCAACAUCGGGAACUUCAACUCCAUGAUGGCCAUCAUCUCUGGCAUGAACCUCAGUCCUGUGGCAAGGCUGAAGAAAACCUGGUCCAAAGUCAAGACGGCCAAGUUCGACGUCUUAGAGCACCACAUGGACCCAUCCAGCAACUUCUGCAACUACCGCACAGCCCUGCAGGGGGCCACACAGAGAUCCCAGAUGGCCAAUAGCAGCCGGGAGAAGAUCGUCAUCCCUGUGUUCAACCUCUUCGUUAAGGACAUCUACUUCCUGCACAAAAUCCACACCAACCACCUGCCCAAUGGACACAUUAACUUCAAGAAAUUUUGGGACAUCUCCAGACAGAUCCAUGAGUUCAUGACAUGGACACAGGUAGAGUGUCCCUUCGAGAAGGACAAGAAGAUUCAGAGUUACCUGCUGACGGCUCCCAUCUACAGCGAGGAAGCUCUCUUCAUCGCCUCCUUCGAAAGUGAAGGUCCCGAGAACCACAUGGAAAAGGACAGCUGGAAGACCCUCAGGACCACUCUCCUUAACAGAGCCUGAAGGUACGGAUGCAGCCUGCAGACGCUGGGAUUAAGCACACCUACGUACUGAGUUUUAAUCUUGAGUGAUAAUGGGCUGAGAUGAGGCCUCACUGGUUGGGGUCCAUUUUGUACAUAACUUUUAUGAAAAAAAAGAAGUAAUUAUUUCAUGCAUCAACCUUUGGCACUUAAAGCUUUUUGUUUAUGACAGGGCAGGGCCCUGCUUUGGGGAGGGGUGGGGAAAGAGUAUCAUGGGAGAUGGCAUCCAUGAUAACGUCUUAUUCUAAUGAAAUGUAGAUUUUUAUUUUCUACUUUUGAUUAUUAACAAACAUCUUACAAAAAAAUACUUAAAAAAACCCAACCAAAACCAACGUGAGCCCUGCCUCCUUUCCAGCCAGUGUCUCUGAUGUCGGGGUGAGUGCCUUAGAGGGUUCUGGCAGGCCCGUUCUCGCCUGCAGCCAGUGCCGCUGGAGGCACCGGGGAAGCUCUGCCCUCAAAGCGCAGGCCCACAAGGUUCUGGCAAGAAGGGCUCGGGUGGCCCGGAGGUCUCAUUUGCGUACUUCCAGAAGUGAACCUUGAAUACGGGCUUUCCAAAGUUUACAUUUUCAUUUUCCUUUAUCAGGGAUUUAUGGGGGUUGGGGGGAGGGCAGGGGGACACCUGGCAGCAUAUUUUCUGUUGGAAGAUGUCUGGCAAAUUGUUCUUCACCUACAUUUUAGGAAAAGAGAAAAUCUAAAAUAACGUAAGGAGGGAGUCAUGGAAUUGUCCGUUUUCCAGGCUGUUAACUUUGACACACUUACUUAGCUGUAAUAAAGCGAAUACAAAGUAUAAUUAAGGAUGGGGACGUAUAAAGCCAUCUUGAAACUCAAGUACAAAGUCAAAAGAAGCAACUUACAAAUCAGUAUCCUCCUUCCCUCUGGGUGGGGGAUUGAGCUCCCCUAACGGAGUGUGAAACAUGGAAGGUUAGCCAGGCCAGUAUCUGCUGGAGCCCACUCACAUAAAGCUGCCCAACAACAUUUGGAGGUAUUUUCCACACCCGAACUCGAGGAGUACUCUCCAUUUUCUGACUUCCCGGCCAUGGGACAGUGAUAGCCCUGCUCCCUCCAAGGCCAGAAAUGGGCAAUCCAUGCUGACUGUAUCUCCCUCAUGGCGGGGCUGUCAUUCCAUCCAAGCAGAUUUGGAACUACUCACCCUGUUUCUCGCCACAUGGCUGGCUUCCGCCGGAGCCUCCAGCUGGCAGGCCUGGGUAAGGACAGUUAGUUGCUAAUUCCCAAAACUCCUAGGAGAGCCUGGAGAUGUGAAGGCGAGGCCUCAGGGGGAGGUGGCUCCAUGAUCCGCUGCUCAUGUCGCCCUCAGCCCAGGGUGGAGCAAGGAUAUUUACACUGUAUUGUCACAGUGUUUUUGCACUUUCCAGACGUUCUAGAUAGUACAUAUUGUAUAUUGACAGUACAUAUUGCUUUGUUUAUGUAUUUGAGAUAAAGAAAGGUUUAAAACUUGAGAAUAUAUAUUUGGAAUACAAUGUUAGAACCUUUUCUGUCCAUGUGUUAAGGAGCUUUCACAUCAGUGUGCGCUUCACUUGGUCAUCAGUUCUAGUACCGACCUGACACAGUGCUACAUUUGCUACUUUAUUUUCCCAAUUUGACACAUACCCUAUGAUGUUUUGGUAUUUCGAGAUGAACUCUGCGUAUAAAGCUGUACUUUAUAAUAAUAAAGGAUGUCAACUGUUGGUGUGACUGGACGUACUUGCAUCAAUAAAAGAACAUGUUGC